AUGAUGGCAUUGACCGGCGCACGGCAUGUGCGCACUUGCAACGACCAGUGUCCACGAGGCUCUAGCUGCAUUCAGGGAAUCUGCUGCAUACAUCCAGUGUCAUGCAAUCAUUUCGCUUACAGGUACGGUAUCAAGUCCAUAUCUAUGAAGAAUGUGAAGUGUUGA
Angiostrongylus costaricensis is the source of this 165-nucleotide messenger RNA. NCBI's taxonomy places the organism in Eukaryota, Metazoa, Nematoda, Chromadorea, Rhabditida, Metastrongylidae. The record is from the annotation of a GenBank genome assembly.